Messenger RNA from Toxotes jaculatrix (banded archerfish), 17944 nucleotides. RefSeq lists its product as uncharacterized. Gene Ontology annotation, biological process: cell-matrix adhesion. The transcript is spliced from 141 exons. Bases 68 to 17641 code for a protein of 5857 amino acids. The record is from RefSeq and is a predicted model, not a curated record. Gene Ontology annotation, cellular component: cell surface. NCBI's taxonomy places the organism in Eukaryota, Metazoa, Chordata, Actinopteri, Toxotidae.
AUUCCUGACACAGCUGACAGCAGAUGGAAAGGACCCUGAUUUCCAACCUGUUGUGAGAGACCGUGUAAUGAAUAAGACCUUCACCAUCAUCAGUCCCCACUUCCCACGCUUCAACACAGCGGACUGGUUUGCUUGGUUCCAUAUCAAACUGGUUCCUUUCCUGCCAAGUUUCACUGCAGUGAUGCUCAAGAAUGCAACCUCAGACAUAAACUGCACAGACUACCGUGUUGUUGUGAGCGGGCUGGCCAAAGUGUUCCCUGCAAUACCGCUGCGCAGACAACAAGAAAUCACACCUGUUCUGCUGGGCUACCUGAGAAAAUCUGCCAGUGUCAUCAAUGAGCCAGUUUGCAGGCAGGGAAUUCAGAGUGAUGCCCAAUGGCUUGAGACAAACUUGGGUCCAUUUUCCACCUAUGCAACAUACUCUGACCUCAAAGUCUUCAACCUGUCUGGGGUGGCAGUUGUGGGCUCCCUCUCACCAAACCAGAAGGCUGAGCUGAUCCUGGAUCCAGACAGCGGCGCUUUGGAAAAUGAGACCAUCGUAAGGGAGGUGCUCACAAGCUUGACACAGUCCCCUGAUGAUGAGCAGCUCAAUCAGUUUUUCCAGACUUUUACAGACAUCAACAAGCAGAGAAACAUCACCUUCAUCACAAAUGUGGCCGUAAGAGACACCAUCUUGAACCUGACCUUGACAGCCCUUGCUCCUGAAUUUGAAGACUUUGAGCCUGAAGACUUCAAGCUGUGGUUCCAGGUCUAUUUGGUCACUGUGAUGGCCAGCCUCCAUCCUGGCAGCUUGGUGGUGAUCCCCAGUAACAUCAGCUGUGCAUCCUACGCAGCUAUCCUCACUGGUCUUCAGCAAAGUGUGAAAUCCCUCCCAAUGGACCUUUCACAGGGCGUGAGAUCAAGCACAGAGUCACUCAAGGAGACAUUCACACGUUGCUCAGUUGCAGAUUCCUUCACGUGCGAGGACACCCCAGUUGAUGAGGGCCUCAUCUGUGGUGCAGUCAACAGAUCAUCACUCCAACAAGCCCUUUCUACUGGCAAUUCCUCUACAGUUCUGUGCAAUUGUACCAUCACUGCACAUGCCUGUUCCUCGGCUACACAUCUCACACCCAGCAACUUGGUGACACUAAUGAAAUGCUCACUGGAAAGCCAAAGCACAUACCCGGUAGAGGUCUGGAAGCUUCUCUUCCAAAAAGCUUCCACUGCACUAGACCAGGCUCUUGACUCAUUUGCCACCAUGGCCCCCAACAACAGCAAGCCAUCCUUGUCGCCUGCUCUUGAUGCUCUUGGAGAGGUGAGAAUUGCCAGCUUCAGCCAGGCAGAACUGCAGAGCCAAGAGUUUGUCCGCAGCUGGUUCCAGAGCAAGAUUCGUCCAUUUUUGGCCUCUGCAUCCCCCAACUUCCUAUUCUGCCUGAGCUCCAAGAACUUCAGCUGCUUUACAUACCAGACUGUCAUCCAGGUAUUCGGCAGCCAAAGGCCGUACAUGGACAGAGAAAGACAGCAAGCAGUCUUCACUCAUUUCAUCCAACCAUUCCUUUCAAGAAAUGACUCGUCAGAUCCUGGCUGUGUCUCCUCUGUCAGAGGUAGUAAAGAGUGGCUACAGACCAACCUUGGCGACUUCUCUGCUUUUGCAACCCUGCAGGAUUUGCAAGCCCUCAAUCCCAACUUCUCCAGUGCCAACACGUUGUCAGUGCUCACUCCUGCUCAGCUGGCACAGCUGACACUGAGCUCAGUGGACUCCAAUGACACAGACCAAAUCGAGCGUGUGUUUGAGCGACUGGAGGAGGGCAAUGCUCUGGAAAAUGUGGAUGAAUUCCUGACACAGCUGACAGCAAAUGGAAAGGACCCUGAUUUCCAACCUGUUGUGAGAGACCGUGUAAUGAAUAAGACCUUCACCAUCAUCAGUCCCCACUUCCCACGCUUCAACACAGCGGACUGGUUUGCUUGGUUCCAUAUCAAACUGGUUCCUUUCCUGCCAAGUUUCACUGCAGUGAUGCUCAAGAAUGCAACCUCAGACAUAAACUGCACAGACUACCGUGUUGUUGUGAGCGGGCUGGCCAAAGUGUUCCCUGCAAUACCGCUGCGCAGACAACAAGAAAUCACACCUGUUCUGCUGGGCUACCUGAGAAAAUCUGCCAGUGUCAUCAAUGAGCCAGUUUGCAGGCAGGGAAUUCAGAGUGAUGCCCAAUGGCUUGAGGCAAACUUGGGUCCAUUUUCCACCUAUGCAUCAUACUCUGACCUCAAAGUCUUCAACCUGUCUGGGGUGGCAGUUGUGGGCUCCCUCUCACCAAACCAGAAGGCUGAGCUGAUCCUGGAUCCAGACAGCGGCGCUUUGGAAAAUGAGACCAUCGUAAGGGAGGUGCUCACAAGCUUGACACAGUCCCCUGAUGAUGAGCAGCUCAAUCAGUUUUUCCAGACUUUUACAGACAUCAACAAGCAGAGAAACAUCACCUUCAUCACAAAUGUGGCCGUAAGAGACACCAUCUUGAACCUGACCUUGACAGCCCUUGCUCCUGAAUUUGAAGACUUUGAGCCUGAAGACUUCAAGCUGUGGUUCCAGGUCUAUUUGGUCACUGUGAUGGCCAGCCUCCAUCCUGGCAGCUUGGUGGUGAUCCCCAGUAACAUCAGCUGUGCAUCCUACGCAGCUAUCCUCACUGGUCUUCAGCAAAGUGUGAAAUCCCUCCCAAUGGACCUUUCACAGGGCGUGAGAUCAAGCACAGAGUCACUCAAGGAGACAUUCACACGUUGCUCAGUUGCAGAUUCCUUCACGUGCAAGGACACCCCAGUUGAUGAGGGCCUCAUCUGUGGUGCAGUCAACAGAUCAUCACUCCAACAAGCCCUUUCUACUGGCAAUUCCUCUACAGUCCUGUGCAAUUUUACCAUCACUGCACAUGCCUGUUCCUCGGCUACACAUCUCACACCCAGCAACUUGGUGACACUGAUGAAAUGCUCACUGGAAAGCCAAAGCACAUACCCGGUAGAGGUCUGGAAGCUUCUCUUCCAAAAAGCUUCCACUGCACUAGACCAGGCUCUUGACUCAUUUGCCACCAUGGCCCCCAACAACAGCAAGCCAUCCUUGUCGCCUGCUCUUGAUGCUCUUGGAGAGGUGAGAAUUGCCAGCUUCAGCCAGGCAGAACUGCAGAGCCAAGAGUUUGUCCGCAGCUGGUUCCAGAGCAAGAUUCGUCCAUUUUUGGCCUCUGCAUCCCCCAACUUCCUAUUCUGCCUGAGCUCCAAGAACUUCAGCUGCUUUACAUACCAGACUGUCAUCCAGGUAUUCGGUAGCCAAAGGCCGUAUAUGGACAGAGAAAGACAGCAAGCAGUCUUCACUCAUUUCAUCCAACCAUUCCUUUCAAGAAAUGACUCAUCAGAUCCUGGCUGUGUCUCGUCUGUCAGAGGUAGUAAAGAGUGGCUACAGACCAACCUUGGCGGCUUCUCUGCUUUUGCAACCCUGCAGGAUUUGCAAGCCCUCAAUCCCAACUUCUCCAGUGCCGACACGUUGUCAGUGCUCACUCCUGCUCAGCUGGCACAGCUGACACUGAGCUCAGUGGACUCCAAUGACACAGACCAAAUCGACCGUGUGUUUGAGCGACUGGAGGAGGGCAAUGCUCUGGAAAAUGUGGAUGAAUUCCUGACACAGCUGACAGCAAAUGGAAAGGACCCUGAUUUCCAACCUGUUGUGAGAGACCGUGUAAUGAAUAAGACCUUCACCAUCAUCAGUCCCCACUUCCCGCGCUUCAACACAGCGGACUGGUUUGCUUGGUUCCAUAUCAAACUGGUUCCUUUCCUGCCAAGUUUCACUGCAGUGAUGCUCAAGAAUGCAACCUCAGACAUAAACUGCACAGACUACCGUGUUGUUGUGAGCGGGCUGGCCAAAGUGUUCCCUGCAAUACCGCUGCGCAGACAACAAGAAAUCACACCUGUUCUGCUGGGCUACCUGAGAAAAUCUGCCAGUGUCAUCAAUGAGCCAGUUUGCAGGCAGGGAAUUCAGAGUGAUGCCCAAUGGCUUGAGGCAAACUUGGGUCCAUUUUCCACCUAUGCAUCAUACUCUGACCUCAAAGUCUUCAACCUGUCUGGGGUGGCAGUUGUGGGCUCCCUCUCACCAAACCAGAAGGCUGAGCUGAUCCUGGAUCCAGACAGCGGCGCUUUGGAAAAUGAGACCAUCGUAAGGGAGGUGCUCACAAGCUUGACACAGUCCCCUGAUGAUGAGCAGCUCAAUCAGUUUUUCCAGACUUUUACAGACAUCAACAAGCAGAGAAACAUCACCUUCAUCACAAAUGUGGCUGUAAGAGACACCAUCUUGAACCUGACCUUGACAGCCCUUGCUCCUGAAUUUGAAGACUUUGAGCCUGAAGACUUCAAGCUGUGGUUCCAGGUCUAUUUGGUCACUGUGAUGGCCAGCCUCCAUCCUGGCAGCUUGGUGGUGAUCCCCAGUAACAUCAGCUGUGCAUCCUACGCAGCUAUCCUCACUGGUCUUCAGCAAAGUGUGAAAUCCCUCCCAAUGGACCUUUCACAGGGCGUGAGAUCAAGCACAGAGUCACUCAAGGAGACAUUCACACGUUGCUCAGUUGCAGAUUCCUUCACGUGCAAGGACACCCCAGUUGAUGAGGGCCUCAUCUGUGGUGCAGUCAACAGAUCAUCACUCCAACAAGCCCUUUCUACUGGCAAUUCCUCUACAGUCCUGUGCAAUUUUACCAUCACUGCACAUGCCUGUUCCUCGGCUACACAUCUCACACCCAGCAACUUGGUGACACUGAUGAAAUGCUCACUGGAAAGCCAAAGCACAUACCCGGUAGAGGUCUGGAAGCUUCUCUUCCAAAAAGCUUCCACUGCACUAGACCAGGCUCUUGACUCAUUUGCCACCAUGGCCCCCAACAACAGCAAGCCAUCCUUGUCGCCUGCUCUUGAUGCUCUUGGAGAGGUGAGAAUUGCCAGCUUCAGCCAGGCAGAACUGCAGAGCCAAGAGUUUGUCCGCAGCUGGUUCCAGAGCAAGAUUCGUCCAUUUUUGGCCUCUGCAUCCCCCAACUUCCUAUUCUGCCUGAGCUCCAAGAACUUCAGCUGCUUUACAUACCAGACUGUCAUCCAGGUAUUCGGCAGCCAAAGGCCGUACAUGGACAGAGAAAGACAGCAAGCAGUCUUCACUCAUUUCAUCCAACCAUUCCUUUCAAGAAAUGACUCUUCAGAUCCUGGCUGUGUCUCCUCUGUCAGAGGUAGUAAAGAGUGGCUACAGACCAACCUUGGCGACUUCUCUGCUUUUGCAACCCUGCAGGAUUUGCAAGCCCUCAAUCCCAACUUCUCCAGUGCCGACACGUUGUCAGUGCUCACUCCUGCUCAGGUGGCACAGCUGACACUGAGCUCAGUGGACUCCAAUGACACAGACCAAAUCGACCGUGUGUUUGAGCGACUUGAGGAGGGCAAUGCUCUGGAAAAUGUGGAUGAAUUCCUGACACAGCUGACAGCAGAUGGAAAGGACCCUGAUUUCCAACCUGUUGUGAGAGACCGUGUAAUGAAUAAGACCUUCACCAUCAUCAGUCCCCACUUCCCACGCUUCAACACAGCGGACUGGUUUGCUUGGUUCCAUAUCAAACUGGUUCCUUUCCUGCCAAGUUUCACUGCAGUGAUGCUCAAGAAUGCAACCUCAGACAUAAACUGCACAGACUACCGUGUUGUUGUGAGCGGGCUGGCCAAAGUGUUCCCUGCAAUACCGCUGCGCAGACAACAAGAAAUCACACCUGUUCUGCUGGGCUACCUGAGAAAAUCUGCCAGUGUCAUCAAUGAGCCAGUUUGCAGGCAGGGAAUUCAGAGUGAUGCCCAAUGGCUUGAGGCAAACUUGGGUCCAUUUUCCACCUAUGCAACAUACUCUGACCUCAAAGUCUUCAACCUGUCUGGGGUGGCAGUUGUGGGCUCCCUCUCACCAAACCAGAAGGCUGAGCUGAUCCUGGAUCCAGACAGCGGCGCUUUGGAAAAUGAGACCAUCGUAAGGGAGGUGCUCACAAGCUUGACACAGUCCCCUGAUGAUGAGCAGCUCAAUCAGUUUUUCCAGACUUUUACAGACAUCAACAAGCAGAGAAACAUCACCUUCAUCACAAAUGUGGCCGUAAGAGACACCAUCUUGAACCUGACCUUGACAGCCCUUGCUCCUGAAUUUGAAGACUUUGAGCCUGAAGACUUCAAGCUGUGGUUCCAGGUCUAUUUGGUCACUGUGAUGGCCAGCCUCCAUCCUGGCAGCUUGGUGGUGAUCCCCAGUAACAUCAGCUGUGCAUCCUACGCAGCUAUCCUCACUGGUCUUCAGCAAAGUGUGAAAUCCCUCCCAAUGGACCUUUCACAGGGCGUGAGAUCAAGCACAGAGUCACUCAAGGAGACAUUCACACGUUGCUCAGUUGCAGAUUCCUUCACGUGCGAGGACACCCCAGUUGAUGAGGGCCUCAUCUGUGGUGCAGUCAACAGAUCAUCACUCCAACAAGCCCUUUCUACUGGCAAUUCCUCUACAGUUCUGUGCAAUUUCACCAUCACUGCACAUGCCUGUUCCUCGGCUACACAUCUCACACCCAGCAACUUGGUGACACUGAUGAAAUGCUCACUGGAAAGCCAAAGCACAUACCCGGUAGAGGUCUGGAAGCUUCUCUUCCAAAAAGCUUCCACUGCACUAGACCAGGCUCUUGACUCAUUUGCCACCAUGGCCCCCAACAACAGCAAGCCAUCCUUGUCGCCUGCUCUUGAUGCUCUUGGAGAGGUGAGAAUUGCCAGCUUCAGCCAGGCAGAACUGCAGAGCCAAGAGUUUGUCCGCAGCUGGUUCCAGAGCAAGAUUCGUCCAUUUUUGGCCUCUGCAUCCCCCAACUUCCUAUUCUGCCUGAGCUCCAAGAACUUCAGCUGCUUUACAUACCAGACUGUCAUCCAGGUAUUCGGCAGCCAAAGGCCGUACAUGGACAGAGAAAGACAGCAAGCAGUCUUCACUCAUUUCAUCCAACCAUUCCUUUCAAGAAAUGACUCAUCAGAUCCUGGCUGUGUCUCGUCUGUCAGAGGUAGUAAAGAGUGGCUACAGACCAACCUUGGCGGCUUCUCUGCUUUUGCAACCCUGCAGGAUUUGCAAGCCCUCAAUCCCAACUUCUCCAGUGCCGACACGUUGUCAGUGCUCACUCCUGCUCAGCUGGCACAGCUGACACUGAGCUCAGUGGACUCCAAUGACACAGACCAAAUCGACCGUGUGUUUGAGCGACUUGAGGAGGGCAAUGCUCUGGAAAAUGUGGAUGAAUUCCUGACACAGCUGACAGCAGAUGGAAAGGACCCUGAUUUCCAACCUGUUGUGAGAGACCGUGUAAUGAAUAAGACCUUCACCAUCAUCAGUCCCCACUUCCCGCGCUUCAACACAGCGGACUGGUUUGCUUGGUUCCAUAUCAAACUGGUUCCUUUCCUGCCAAGUUUCACUGCAGUGAUGCUCAAGAAUGCAACCUCAGACAUAAACUGCACAGACUACCGUGUUGUUGUGAGCGGGCUGGCCAAAGUGUUCCCUGCAAUACCGCUGCGCAGACAACAAGAAAUCACACCUGUUCUGCUGGGCUACCUGAGAAAAUCUGCCAGUGUCAUCAAUGAGCCAGUUUGCAGGCAGGGAAUUCAGAGUGAUGCCCAAUGGCUUGAGGCAAACUUGGGCCCAUUUUCCACCUAUGCAUCAUACUCUGACCUCAAAGUCUUCAACCUGUCUGGGGUGGCAGUUGUGGGCUCCCUCUCACCAAACCAGAAGGCUGAGCUGAUCCUGGAUCCAGACAGCGGCGCUUUGGAAAAUGAGACCAUCGUAAGGGAGGUGCUCACAAGCUUGACACAGUCCCCUGAUGAUGAGCAGCUCAAUCAGUUUUUCCAGACUUUUACAGACAUCAACAAGCAGAGAAACAUCACCUUCAUCACAAAUGUGGCUGUAAGAGACACCAUCUUGAACCUGACCUUGACAGCCCUUGCUCCUGAAUUUGAAGACUUUGAGCCUGAAGACUUCAAGCUGUGGUUCCAGGUCUAUUUGGUCACUGUGAUGGCCAGCCUCCAUCCUGGCAGCUUGGUGGUGAUCCCCACUAACAUCAGCUGUGCAUCCUACGCAGCUAUCAUCACUGGUCUUCAGCAAAGUGUGAAAUCCCUCCCAAUGGACCUUUCACAGGGCGUGAGAUCAAGCACAGAGUCAAUCAAGGAGACAUUCACACGUUGCUCAGUUGCAGAUUCCUUCACGUGCGAGGACACCCCAGUUGAUGAGGGCCUCAUCUGUGGUGCAGUCAACAGAUCAUCACUCCAACAAGCCCUUUCUACUGGCAAUUCCUCUACAGUUCUGUGCAAUUUCACCAUCACUGCACAUGCCUGUUCCUCGGCUACACAUCUCACACCCAGCAACUUGGUGACACUGAUGAAAUGCUCACUGGAAAGCCAAAGCACAUACCCGGUAGAGGUCUGGAAGCUUCUCUUCCAAAAAGCUUCCACUGCACUAGACCAGGCUCUUGACUCAUUUGCCACUAUGGCCCCCAACAACAGCAAGCCAUCCUUGUCGCCUGCUCUUGAUGCUCUUGGAGAGGUGAGAAUUGCCAGCUUCAGCCAGGCAGAACUGCAGAGCCAAGAGUUUGUCCGCAGCUGGUUCCAGAGCAAGAUUCGUCCAUUUUUGGCCUCUGCAUCCCCCAACUUCCUAUUCUGCCUGAGCUCCAAGAACUUCAGCUGCUUUACAUACCAGACUGUCAUCCAGGUAUUCGGCAGCCAAAGGCCGUACAUGGACAGAGAAAGACAGCAAGCAGUCUUCACUCAUUUCAUCCAACCAUUCCUUUCAAGAAAUGACUCAUCAGAUCCUGGCUGUGUCUCGUCUGUCAGAGGUAGUAAAGAGUGGCUACAGACCAACCUUGGCGGCUUCUCUGCUUUUGCAACCCUGCAGGAUUUGCAAGCCCUCAAUCCCAACUUCUCCAGUGCCGACACGUUGUCAGUGCUCACUCCUGCUCAGCUGGCACAGCUGACACUGAGCUCAGUGGACUCCAAUGACACAGACCAAAUCGACCGUGUGUUUGAGCGACUUGAGGAGGGCAAUGCUCUGGAAAAUGUGGAUGAAUUCCUGACACAGCUGACAGCAAAUGGAAAGGACCCUGAUUUCCAACCUGUUGUGAGAGACCGUGUAAUGAAUAAGACCUUCACCAUCAUCAGUCCCCACUUCCCGCGCUUCAACACAGCGGACUGGUUUGCUUGGUUCCAUAUCAAACUGGUUCCUUUCCUGCCAAGUUUCACUGCAGUGAUGCUCAAGAAUGCAACCUCAGACAUAAACUGCACAGACUACCGUGUUGUUGUGAGCGGGCUGGCCAAAGUGUUCCCUGCAAUACCGCUGCGCAGACAACAAGAAAUCACACCUGUUCUGCUGGGCUACCUGAGAAAAUCUGCCAGUGUCAUCAAUGAGCCAGUUUGCAGGCAGGGAAUUCAGAGUGAUGCCCAAUGGCUUGAGGCAAACUUGGGCCCAUUUUCCACCUAUGCAUCAUACUCUGACCUCAAAGUCUUCAACCUGUCUGGGGUGGCAGUUGUGGGCUCCCUCUCACCAAACCAGAAGGCUGAGCUGAUCCUGGAUCCAGACAGCGGCGCUUUGGAAAAUGAGACCAUCGUAAGGGAGGUGCUCACAAGCUUGACACAGUCCCCUGAUGAUGAGCAGCUCAAUCAGUUUUUCCAGACUUUUACAGACAUCAACAAGCAGAGAAACAUCACCUUCAUCACAAAUGUGGCUGUAAGAGACACCAUCUUGAACCUGACCUUGACAGCCCUUGCUCCUGAAUUUGAAGACUUUGAGCCUGAAGACUUCAAGCUGUGGUUCCAGGUCUAUUUGGUCACUGUGAUGGCCAGCCUCCAUCCUGGCAGCUUGGUGGUGAUCCCCACUAACAUCAGCUGUGCAUCCUACGCAGCUAUCAUCACUGGUCUUCAGCAAAGUGUGAAAUCCCUCCCAAUGGACCUUUCACAGGGCGUGAGAUCAAGCACAGAGUCAAUCAAGGAGACAUUCACACGUUGCUCAGUUGCAGAUUCCUUCACGUGCGAGGACACCCCAGUUGAUGAGGGCCUCAUCUGUGGUGCAGUCAACAGAUCAUCACUCCAACAAGCCCUUUCUACUGGCAAUUCCUCUACAGUUCUGUGCAAUUUCACCAUCACUGCACAUGCCUGUUCCUCGGCUACACAUCUCACACCCAGCAACUUGGUGACACUGAUGAAAUGCUCACUGGAAAGCCAAAGCACAUACCCGGUAGAGGUCUGGAAGCUUCUCUUCCAAAAAGCUUCCACUGCACUAGACCAGGCUCUUGACUCAUUUGCCACUAUGGCCCCCAACAACAGCAAGCCAUCCUUGUCGCCUGCUCUUGAUGCUCUUGGAGAGGUGAGAAUUGCCAGCUUCAGCCAGGCAGAACUGCAGAGCCAAGAGUUUGUCCGCAGCUGGUUCCAGAGCAAGAUUCGUCCAUUUUUGGCCUCUGCAUCCCCCAACUUCCUAUUCUGCCUGAGCUCCAAGAACUUCAGCUGCUUUACAUACCAGACUGUCAUCCAGGUAUUCGGCAGCCAAAGGCCGUACAUGGACAGAGAAAGACAGCAAGCAGUCUUCACUCAUUUCAUCCAACCAUUCCUUUCAAGAAAUGACUCAUCAGAUCCUGGCUGUGUCUCGUCUGUCAGAGGUAGUAAAGAGUGGCUACAGACCAACCUUGGCGGCUUCUCUGCUUUUGCAACCCUGCAGGAUUUGCAAGCCCUCAAUCCCAACUUCUCCAGUGCCGACACGUUGUCAGUGCUCACUCCUGCUCAGGUGGCACAGCUGACACUGAGCUCAGUGGACUCCAAUGACACAGACCAAAUCGACCGUGUGUUUGAGCGACUUGAGGAGGGCAAUGCUCUGGAAAAUGUGGAUGAAUUCCUGACACAGCUGACAGCAAAUGGAAAGGACCCUGAUUUCCAACCUGUUGUGAGAGACCGUGUAAUGAAUAAGACCUUCACCAUCAUCAGUCCCCACUUCCCGCGCUUCAACACAGCGGACUGGUUUGCUUGGUUCCAUAUCAAACUGGUUCCUUUCCUGCCAAGUUUCACUGCAGUGAUGCUCAAGAAUGCAACCUCAGACAUAAACUGCACAGACUACCGUGUUGUUGUGAGCGGGCUGGCCAAAGUGUUCCCUGCAAUACCGCUGCGCAGACAACAAGAAAUCACACCUGUUCUGCUGGGCUACCUGAGAAAAUCUGCCAGUGUCAUCAAUGAGCCAGUUUGCAGGCAGGGAAUUCAGAGUGAUGCCCAAUGGCUUGAGGCAAACUUGGGUCCAUUUUCCACCUAUGCAUCAUACUCUGACCUCAAAGUCUUCAACCUGUCUGGGGUGGCAGUUGUGGGCUCCCUCUCACCAAACCAGAAGGCUGAGCUGAUCCUGGAUCCAGACAGCGGCGCUUUGGAAAAUGAGACCAUCGUAAGGGAGGUGCUCACAAGCUUGACACAGUCCCCUGAUGAUGAGCAGCUCAAUCAGUUUUUCCAGACUUUUACAGACAUCAACAAGCAGAGAAACAUCACCUUCAUCACAAAUGUGGCUGUAAGAGACACCAUCUUGAACCUGACCUUGACAGCCCUUGCUCCUGAAUUUGAAGACUUUGAGCCUGAAGACUUCAAGCUGUGGUUCCAGGUCUAUUUGGUCACUGUGAUGGCCAGCCUCCAUCCUGGCAGCUUGGUGGUGAUCCCCACUAACAUCAGCUGUGCAUCCUACGCAGCUAUCAUCACUGGUCUUCAGCAAAGUGUGAAAUCCCUCCCAAUGGACCUUUCACAGGGCGUGAGAUCAAGCACAGAGUCAAUCAAGGAGACAUUCACACGUUGCUCAGUUGCAGAUUCCUUCACGUGCGAGGACACCCCAGUUGAUGAGGGCCUCAUCUGUGGUGCAGUCAACAGAUCAUCACUCCAACAAGCCCUUUCUACUGGCAAUUCCUCUACAGUUCUGUGCAAUUUCACCAUCACUGCACAUGCCUGUUCCUCGGCUACACAUCUCACACCCAGCAACUUGGUGACACUGAUGAAAUGCUCACUGGAAAGCCAAAGCACAUACCCGGUAGAGGUCUGGAAGCUUCUCUUCCAAAAAGCUUCCACUGCACUAGACCAGGCUCUUGACUCAUUUGCCACCAUGGCCCCCAACAACAGCAAGCCAUCCUUGUCGCCUGCUCUUGAUGCUCUUGGAGAGGUGAGAAUUGCCAGCUUCAGCCAGGCAGAACUGCAGAGCCAAGAGUUUGUCCGCAGCUGGUUCCAGAACAAGAUUCGUCCAUUUUUGGCCUCUGCAUCCCCCAACUUCCUAUUCUGCCUGAGCUCCAAGAACUUCAGCUGCUUUACAUACCAGACUGUCAUCCAGGUAUUCGGCAGCCAAAGGCCGUACAUGGACAGAGAAAGACAGCAAGCAGUCUUCACUCAUUUCAUCCAACCAUUCCUUUCAAGAAAUGACUCUUCAGAUCCUGGCUGUCUCUCCUCUGUCAGAGGUAGUAAAGAGUGGCUACAGACCAACCUUGGCGGCUUCUCUGCUUUUGCAACCCUGCAGGAUUUGCAAGCCCUCAAUCCCAACUUCUCCAGUGCCGACACGUUGUCAGUGCUCACUCCUGCUCAGGUGGCACAGCUGACACUGAGCUCAGUGGACUCCAAUGACACAGACCAAAUCGACCGUGUGUUUGAGCGACUUGAGGAGGGCAAUGCUCUGGAAAAUGUGGAUGAAUUCCUGACACAGCUGACAGCAGAUGGAAAGGACCCUGAUUUCCAACCUGUUGUGAGAGACCGUGUAAUGAAUAAGACCUUCACCAUCAUCAGUCCCCACUUCCCACGCUUCAACACAGCGGACUGGUUUGCUUGGUUCCAUAUCAAACUGGUUCCUUUCCUGCCAAGUUUCACUGCAGUGAUGCUCAAGAAUGCAACCUCACACAUAAACUGCACAGACUACCGUGUUGUUGUGAGCGGGCUGGCCAAAGUGUUCCCUGCAAUACCGCUGCGCAGACAACAAGAAAUCACACCUGUUCUGCUGGGCUACCUGAGAAAAUCUGCCAGUGUCAUCAAUGAGCCAGUUUGCAGGCAGGGAAUUCAGAGUGAUGCCCAAUGGCUUGAGGCAAACUUGGGUCCAUUUUCCACCUAUGCAACAUACUCUGACCUCAAAGUCUUCAACCUGUCUGGGGUGACUGUACUAGACUCUCUUUCUUCAACACAAAAAGCUGAACUGCUUCUUGAACCAAACAACUUAUCAAAUGAAACACUUGUGAGACUUGUGUUCACACAACUUACUGUGUCAUCAAGUGUGGAAGACCUUGGCUCUUUCUUUGACAAAUUUGUUAGUGGUGCUGCAGAGCAAAACUUGACAAUCAUUCAACCAAGAGUGCGUGACACCAUCCUAAAUCUGACACUUUUGGCACUUGGCCCAAAACUAUCCAUGCUGGAUGCUGAGGGAUUCAAGUUAUGGUUCCAGGUUUACCUACCCCUAUUCCUCCCAAGCAUCAAUUCAAACACGUUUGAAAUCGUUCCUGGAAAUAUCAGCUGUGGCUCCUAUCAGGAGAUCAUCAAGGGAUGUGACAAUGUUUUCACUCUUCUCUCCGUGAGGCAGACCCAACAGGUUUUCACUUUCGCAAUGGACUAUCUUAGUAGACAUUCUUCCUCAGGUCUCUCCUGUGUUGAAUCUGUCAAUGAUGACAGACGUUGGCUUGAAAACAACUUUGGUCGGUUCCGUGUGCAUGCCUCAUAUAUUGAUUUUGUGACCUUGAAGAACAAUUUCAAUGGAGUGGAGGUCGCAGAUCUUCUCACUGUCACUCAGCUGGCCGAGCUUGCUGCAACUCCAUCACAACUAAAGACAAUGCAACAAGUGACAAAAAUCAUGACAGUCAUCAGCCCUGUUGAGUUUGGUGCUUUCUUUGACAUAGUCUCACCAGCCAUCAAGAUCCACCAAGCCAACUACACAGAGGUGGUGAAAUCUGCCUUCCUCCAGGCAGUAUUUGACAGAGGGAGCCUGUCCUCUCCAGCUAUCAGUGACACAGAGUUCCUGCUGUGGCUCCGGGUUCGACUGAGCCCUCUCCUGGUCAACCUUUCUCCCAGCCUGGUGACACCUUUAUUUGACAUCGGGCAGAACAGGAGUUGUAACAGCAGCCAAGAGAUGAUCACGUUUCUGGACACACUACAUGUGACAUUCAGCAACAACACCCAAAGGGAGAUCUAUAAAAGCACCCUCCUCUUCCUGCGAGGUCCAACGCCACUCAAGUGCUACAGUGGUGGAAGCUUCUACAUCUAUCUGAGAAACACUUUCCUCAGCUUUGGCUUUCCAGAUUUGUCUAUGUUCACAUCUCUUCUGCCACAGACACGUGAAUCUGAGCUCCUGAGUACCAUCAGCACCUCAGAGCUGCAGCAGUUCCUCAGUCGACCCAAUGUGAUUGAUAACAACUCUGACAUCUGUGUCAUCUUCAACAACUACAACAACACUCCUGCCUUCCUAGAAACUGAGGAUGUUCCAGACAAUGUGAAGAAGGUGACGCUCCCCUGUGUCUGGUCUUUGGCCCUGAGCAGCAACCGCAAAUCAGAGGUUAAUUCCUGGUUUGACGUACGGUUGAGGAACUAUCUUAGAUUCCUCACCAAGAGCCUCAUCAGCUCCACCGCAGUGCAGAAUGCUUCAUGUUUUGCCUUCCAGAAACUGGUUUCUGUAAUGGGAAAUAACUUCACAUACAACAGCUCAGAGUUUGGACAGGGUGAUGUGUACACCACCAUCAGGACCUACUUGAGAGCUGGUUCUGGAGCCAGAUGUUACAAUGCCAGUGAUCCAGAACUAAACUCAACCUCCUGGUUUGUCAACUACAUCGGCAACUUUGUGACAUUUAUCACUCUGGACGAUCUUACCACCUUCGUCUCCACCACUCAAAUUCAAGUCUUCUCUGUGAACCAAGCCAACCUGGAGCUCUUUAACAACACAGCAAUCCCAGCCAAUGUAACCAACUAUUACAUCUCACAGCUUUUUACAUUCAGACCAACCUUCAACCCUUUGAAGCUUCCAGGCUUUUUCCUGUGCUCUCCUGACAUCCCAACUGUAGCAUAUUCCUCUGUGAAUGAAGCUGAUACCGUACUCAUCUUGAAUGAGCUGAAGAAAUUCUGUAAUGGAACAGAGGACUCUGAGGUGUCUGCUGCCCUGGCAUCCAACCUCCAAACCAUCACAGCAGAUACGUUUGCGACUCUUGGCAGUGCCAGUGCAGGCCUGACCAGCAGUCAGAUCACAUCCGUUGGCCCGUCAGUGCUGGUUUCCUCUUUAUCCACCCUGAGAACAGUUAGCACCUGGAACCAAGAGCAAGCCACCACAAUCAUCCAAACCAUAACUGCAGCUGGCUACCAGAUCAACACUGGAUCCUCCCUGGAGUCCCUCGGCACACUUGUUGCUGGAGUUCCUGCAAAGACAAUAGAAGAAAUUCCAGCUUCUGAGCUACUCAGCAUCUCCAAGAGCACCACCUUUGUUUCCAAUAUGCUGGCAUCCCCAGCAGUUGUCCAAGAGACCUUUGUUAAAAAGAUCAUAUCUGUGAACCCAAGUCCUAGCAUGGUGGUGCUGAAUGUCCCUGAUACUAUGGCAACUGAGAUCCCACCAUCCCUGCUGGUAUUUUCUGAGGGGACUGCAGACAUCAGUGUGAUCAACAAAAAGAAAUGGACGCAAGAUCAGGCUGCCAUGUUCUUCGGGACACUGGCUAAAACCAACUUUGACAUUGAGCAGCUUUCUCCAUUUGUGCUGCAAGGCUUCACAUGUACAACAGUCCAGAGUAUGACAACAACCAUGAUCCAGGGCCUGAUCCGUGCCAGUAGACCGAGGAAAGGCAGGGCCAAGGUGAACCUGCAGGAAUCACAGCUGACUUGCAUGUACAACCUGCUCAGUGGAGACAUCUCCCAGAACUUCACCGAUUAUCCCUCAGACAUGCUCCUCUACUUUAGCAACAAAGAUGUCAGGAGAGCUGACUGCAGGUCAUACUUCUCUGCAGUGGGUGCUGCAGACUUCUCUGUGGCCUCCAGCAUUUUGAACAAGGGCUCAGUGCUGCUUAGUGAAGCCAGGACCUGCUUGGGCAUAAACAGCAUCAGUCUGAGCAGAGACAACGUGGAGGUCCUGGGGAACAUGGCCUGUACUCUGGACAGCUCUUACAUCGAGAACGCUGAUCCUCUUAUCCUGGAAAAACUCAAAGCCUGCAAAGACUUCUCUGACAGCCAAGUGGCUGCCAUGGAGACACUGCUGCUGUCUGGGAAAACACCUUACGGAAAUGCCUCCACCUGGAACCAGGAUACACUGGAGAACCUCGGGAUCCUUCCUUUAUACUUCACAAGAAACAUAUGGGGACAGUUCAAAACUACAACAAAGAGAAGGUUCCUCAAGACUUUCAUGUCAGACCUGAGGAAAUCAAAGACAGAGAAGAGGAAGCUCAAGGCGCUGUUUCAACAGAUCAGUGCCCUGAAGAUAAAAAGAGGAGCAGGCUGCACCGUGGGCAACAUCACCCAAGUGACAGUUAGCGACCCCUCCUUCCCCUUUGGCUACGACCAGACACAAUUUGACCUCUGCCUGGACGUCCCUGUUCUGAAGGACAAUCUCAACUCUAUUUGCGAGAAGGUGGACGACAACGACUUCCAGACAAUCAUUCUGAAUAAACUCAACGAGGCAUACCCAUCCGGUGUUUCUGAUAGUGAGGUCCAAGUGCUCGGCUCAGUGUCACGUGUGGCAUCCCUUGAGGACAUUUCCAAGUGGAACAUCACCAGCAUUGACACCCUGGCAGCUCUCAUGAAAGCUGUGGAUGGAUCAUGGGAGGCAGCAAAGAGCAAAGCAAUCAUCACCAAGUAUCUGAAUACUUCUGGGAACACCCUUGGCAGCACUGAGCUCAACAGCAUAGACUCCAACCUGUGCUCCUUAGACAUCAGCACACUGAAGACCAUCACCCCAAUCAGUAUCAGAAAUGCCAAACCUCUGAAUGUGGCGUCAUGUUCGUUGGAACAGAAGAGAGUCCUGUAUGAGAUCAGCAACACUUCCUUCAGCUCACAGCGUGCCAGUCCCACCUCUUUUUACAAUUUAAUUAUUCCCUAUCUAGGUGGAGCACCUCUGUCAGACAUAGUAGCACUGUCAACUCAGAACAUUAGUAUGGAUGUAGACACUUUCCAGAGCCUGGAACCUGACGUGAUUGCUAGUUUGACUGUGACCACUGUCCAAGGCCUCAUGGGUAGCCAUCUACAAGAUCUGAAGGUGUUCGAGAACAACACAGUGAUUCAGACCUGGGUGAACAGGCAGCUGCAGUCAGAACUGGACAAGCUGGGUCUGAACCUAACCACCAACAGAGCCGACCCAACUAUUGCACCACCCAGCUCCAACACCAGCACAAAUGCUUCUACAUCAGCAUCACAAUCAACAUCACCAUCAGUAUCGGCAUCAGGAUCUGCAUCACCAUCAGGAUCAGUGUCAGGUUCAGGAUCAGUAUCAGAAUCAACAUCAGUGUCACCAUCAGUAUCAUCAAGCACUGUUACAGACACACAGGGAAACACGAGCAGCACAAGUCCAAACCCGACCACUACUGUAACAACAACAAAAGCUCCAAGCACAAGUCAUGGAACAGAGCUUGCAAAAAACCCAGCAUCCAUAUUCCUGGCUGCUGUGCUGACAGCUGUGCUACAAAUACUACAACAACCAGCCUAAAUACAUGUGUGACUUUAGCAUUCUAAUCAAUAAUCAAUAAUUAUUCAAUUAUUUUUUCAGUAAUUCACUGAGUGUGAUUCAUUGAUGUUAUUUAUUCAAGCCUAAAGAAAAUUGCUUCAUUGCAGCUGCUUCAUUUUUGCUUCACUCUAAUCUUUUCAUAUUAUAAAACAAUCACAGGAAUCUAAAUAAUAUAUAUAUUUAAGUGGUGAUCAGGAUUUUACUCUAUAUGCUGGAAUUUUGAAAUUAAGCACUGCCAAUAAUAACAUUUAUUUUUAAUCAUUAUUAUUAUUAACACAAAUUUAC